Rhododendron vialii is the source of this 1089-nucleotide messenger RNA. RefSeq names its product stress response protein NST1. The coding region runs from base 208 to 771 and encodes 187 amino acids. NCBI's taxonomy places the organism in Eukaryota, Viridiplantae, Streptophyta, Magnoliopsida, Ericales, Ericaceae. The record is from RefSeq and is a predicted model, not a curated record. The transcript is spliced from 2 exons.
UUUUUUCAUAAAUUAUUUAUAUUGGAACCUACAAAAUAGGAGUAAAUGGUUUGGAUCUUCUGGAUAAAAGUGCAAAAUUCAAGCUAAUUGAUACAGCUCCGGACACACUUACACUAAUUUGUAUGUGUAGCAAAUUAAUAUGUGCCUUGCUUCUUGUCUCUUACUUUUCCCUGUUUACAGAACGCAACCCUAAGCAUCCGUACAACAAUGGCGACGACCCGAGCUCUCCUCCUCCGACCACAGCAAACCCUGACCCUAAUCCAAACCCACCUCCUCCGAUCCCUAUCCACCUCUCCUCCAAACCACCAAUUCCUAUCCGCAAAUGAUUUCCUCAACAGCUGGACCCCUCACACCGACCCCAAACAGGCCGAGGCCGAGCUCGCGCUCCUGAGGCGCGAUUACGCGAAGAAGGUGAAGGCCUAUCGCAAGGAGUACAUAGAGGAGGUGGAGUUGCAGAGGAUCGAGAAGCAGCGCAAGGACGAGGCCAAGAGGGAGGCUAUGAGGAUCGCCAACGAGGAGCGGAGGGCGGCGAAGGUCGCGUCUAAGAAGGCGAAGGCGGCAGAGAGGGAGGUCGCGGAGGAGGAGUUCAGGCAAACCCUAUUAAAAGAAAGAACACAGAAGCUUGAAUAUUGGAGGUUGAAAGAGAAACAAAUCGAAGAGAAGAAGAAAGAGAAGAAAGAACUUCUGCGUCGGAAAAGUUCCAUGUGGGUAGAUGAAGCUGAGUUGGAGAAGACGAUACUGCAAGUCAUUGUCGAUACCAGGCCCCUCUGAGCAACACUGUUGCAGAAAUGCACCUUGGUGGUGGUAGGAAGUUUAUGUGGGAUUGUCAAAUUCCUUGGUACAUGUUUCAAGCGGUAAAAUGACAUGCCAAUGACAUUUUAGGAAUCGAGGGACAUUUUAGGAAUCUUGGGUCCUAGUGGUGUGUUUUUUGAUUGAAAUGAAAGACAACAAGAAGCUACAUCAUUAUCUACAAUGUACAAGUAUUCUGUUUGUGUAGCUUGGCUUUACAAUAGAGCUAUCUCAGCAAGCGGUAUUCUUGAGUCUAUUUCGUUCUUCUAUUAAAUCUGGUGGGAAAACAUUAUUGAAUAA